Messenger RNA from Puma concolor (puma), 1313 nucleotides. Lineage: Eukaryota; Metazoa; Chordata; Mammalia; Carnivora; Felidae. The record is from RefSeq and is a predicted model, not a curated record.
GUUGAGUCUUGCUAAACUUGGGCCUUCUCUCCCUGAAAGGAAGAAGAGGAUACUGGCUACUUGGGAUUAAAGUCUCUGCCAGGAGACCACCUCUCAAGAGCUAUGAUCAUCAGGAAAGCCCUUUCUGAGGAAAAACGCGUCUCAACAAAAACAUCAGCUGCAGACCUCGUGACAGAAACGGAUCACCUUGUGGAAGGUUUAAUUAUUUCCGAGCUGCAAAAGAGGUUUCCUUCGCACAGGUUCAUUGCUGAAGAGGCUGCAGCCGCCGGGGCCAAGUGUGUGCUCACCCCCAGCCCCACCUGGAUCGUCGACCCCAUUGAUGGCACCUGCAACUUUGUGCACAGAUUUCCCACCGUGGCAGUAAGCAUUGGAUUCGCUGUAAACCAAGAGCUGGAAUUUGGAGUGAUUUACCACUGCACAGAGGAGCGGCUGUACACAGGCCGGAGGGGCCGGGGCGCCUUCUGCAACGGCCAGCGACUCCGGGUCUCCGGGGAGACAGAUAUCUCCAAGGCCUUGGUUCUAACGGAAAUUGGCCCCAAACGUGACCCUGCCACUCUGAAAUUGUUCCUGAGCAACAUGGAGAGGUUACUCCACGCCAAAGCUCAUGGGGUCCGAGUUAUCGGGAGCUCCACCUUGGCACUCUGCCACCUGGCCUCGGGGGCUGCGGAUGCUUAUUACCAGUUUGGCCUGCACUGCUGGGACCUGGCUGCCGCCACCGUCAUCAUCAGAGAAGCAGGUGGCAUCGUGAUGGACACUUCAGGUGGACCUCUCGACCUCAUGUCUUGCAGAGUGGUGGCUGCGGGCACCCGAGAAAUGGCGACGCUCAUAGCUCAGGCCUUACAAACGAUUAACUAUGGGCGGGAUGAUGAGAAGUGAAAGGGAGCAGAGGGGCAGAGAAAUGUGACCCAAGGACUGGGCCCUCCUGGGAAUGCUGAGGCUGGCGGCGAGCCCUGGGACAAAGCUGCCUCCAGCAGCCUGCACACAUCAAGUGUCUCUGACCACCCCCAAGAGGUGUUUUGCUAAAGUAUGUGGCUUUCUGGUUAAAUCCACGUCUUUCACCGGGAUUCGGUGUUUAGCUGGUGUCUCUCUUUAAUCUCACAUAGCCUUUAUCAGGUUAGUACACAUUCUUCUAUCAGGGCCAAAAUCCAAAUCUCGUGUGACAUACGUAUUGAAAAUUGAGUCUUGAUUUUUUUUCCUCCAGAAUGCAAAUCUCAGGUAAUAAGGCUUUAGAACUGCUGAUGAAGCGGACUUGUUCUCAGGCCCUCCCCCAUGGUACUUCAGAAUGCAAUAAAUCAAAAUAAUGGCGCUCUGCU